Messenger RNA from Vicia villosa (hairy vetch), 2977 nucleotides. Its product is annotated as protein MAIN-LIKE 2. Lineage: Eukaryota; Viridiplantae; Streptophyta; Magnoliopsida; Fabales; Fabaceae. The record is from RefSeq and is a predicted model, not a curated record. Gene Ontology annotation, biological process: meristem maintenance; meristem development. The transcript is spliced from 8 exons. Bases 593 to 2839 code for a protein of 748 amino acids.
AACCCAAAAAAGAUUGUUCGAUCUUCUAAACCCAAAAAGCUCAAUUGAGUUCGCGAGAUACCCUUUAGCGUUGUUUUGCCCUCCUCAAACAAACCUGUUGUGCUAAGCAAAGCGACGACGGUGGAAGUCGUAUCGUCUUCUCAUCCUUUCACAAACAGCUGUCAUCUUGGUUUUCCCCUCAGAUUCACACAAGGAAAACAGAAUGUUGUAACUCAGUGAGCUUGAGUAGACGGUAGCCAAAAUUGAGAAUUGUCAAUUGCUUCGUUUGGAUUACAGGAAGGAACCACCCUAAGAGCUGCAGUAUAAGAUUUUCAAUUUUCCUGUGUCAAUUUUCCCUCAGAUUACUGUUUACUUAAAGGAAAAGAGACUUUCAUAAUUCAAUGAAGCAUGAGUAGAUGGCAGUCAAAGUUGAAGAUUGUCAAUUACUUCCUUUCGAUUAUUACAAGAAGGAUCAAUCCCUAAAAUCUGCAGUAUAAAUCAUUCAAUUUUCUGGUAAAGAAAAUUCGUCUUAAAUUUUUCUGAUCAAAUUCCAUGGCGCUUUAGCGCUGCUGUGGCUCCUAUUUGACAACCGUGCUUAGAAUCUUUGCCAGUAAUGGAAGUGGGAGUGGCGGAUCCUUACACAACAAAUCCAGGUCCAAUUGAUGGUUCAGUUCUAUAUGAUCAAGACAAGCAUGUAUCAACAGCAGUUUGGGAAGGGCAGCAGGAGCGCGGUGCCCUCAGAUGUCACGAACACACUUCAAAACUUGAUCAGUGGACACUUACACCAAAACAGAUUGAAUUGGUAGAGAAGGCUGGAUUUGGGUACUUAAGGUCAAUUCCAGCAAUUAGUCUAGACAAUCCACUAAUCUCUGCUCUAGUUGAAAGAUGGAGAAGAGAAACAAACACUUUUCACUUGAAUGUUGGUGAAAUGACAGUAACCCUUAAAGACGUUGCGCUCUUGCUUGGGCUGGCAAUUGAUGGGGAACCUGUAAUAGGCCUGACAUAUACCUCAUGCAGUUCCGUUUGUGAAAAGUAUCUUGGCCGAUCACCUGAAUCGGGUUACACAAGUGGCGGGAUGGUGAAGCUAAGUUGGUUGAAAGAGUUCUUUUCUCGAUGUCCUGAUGAUGCUCCAAUUGAAGUGAUCGAGCAACAUACUCGUGCUUAUCUUCUUUAUCUUGUAGGUAGCACCAUAUUCUCCACAACUACAGGGAAUAAGGUCCCUGUAAUGUAUUUGCCGCUGUUUGAGAAUUUUGUUAGAUGUGGACAAUAUGCAUGGGGCUCGGCGGCUUUGUCAUUCUUGUAUAGAGCUCUGGGAAAUGCCUCGCUAAGAACUCAAAGCACCAUCAGUGGCUGUUUAACACUACUGCAGUGUUGGAGUUACUUUCACCUAAAUGUUGGACGACCAAAGCUCAGUCUCGACAUGAUGCAUGAUCGAUUUCCCUUUGUGCUUAGAUGGAAAGGAAAACAAAGUGGCCCAACUGCAAAUCGCGAUGUGGUAUUUUAUCGGAAAGCUUUGGAUUCCCUAAAACCAUGUGAUGUCGAAUGGCUCCCCUACAGAAACAUGGACAGUAUGGUAAUUCCAGAUCAUAUCAAAAGCACUUUAAUUCUUGGGAGGUCAAAGACAAUGCUAAUAUGCUUUGACAAGGCCGAAAGACAUCUUCCAAAUCGGUGCUUAAGGCAAUAUGGCAUGCUUCAAUCAAUUCCGGAUGAUGUGGAGCGGUGGGAGAGGAAAAGUAGAGGCGUUGACGGUGGGGUUGAUUUGUCCGGAAAAAUGGAAUCAGAGCUUACUGAGUGGAUGGACCGUCAGCUGCACAUUGUCGACGGGGACGAGGGUGUUGAUGAAAGCGAGUACAUGGAUUGGUAUAUGAGGAUUACCCGCAAGUUCAUAGGGAGGCCAAUUUCGCUGUCAUCCGAGUUUCAGAGAACGAAAAUAAACAAAUCCUUGCAGAAUGCUGGUCUGAGGGAUAUUGCACACAUAGCCGAUACUUUUUCAACCAAAGGGUUAGAUCCGCAACAAAUAGAAUCAAUCUCUCGGAUAAGAUAUAUUGCACAUGAAUGUUUGAGAGACCAAAUCAGUGGUCCAACAAUAGUAACAGCCACACCUCAAACUGAACAUGGAAAAAGAAUAAGGGGAAAGGAGAGGGUCAGAAGAAAAGGUGGGGCGGGUAAACGAUUGCGGAAGGAUGGUGUGAUUCAAUAUAACGUUGUUAGUGAGGACGAACAAACUCAAUUCUAUGGCACCACUAUUGAGGUUGGCCAGUUGCAUCUAAGUCACAUGGAUAGAGAGAUGGAGCAUCAUGCACAAUUAUGUACUGUGGAAAAUGCAGUAAGUUCUGUCCAUAUGCUUCACGCAGAUGCAGAGAAUAUGCACCUCUGCGACACACAUCUUGGGGUUGAUCAAUCUGAGCUAGGCUAUGAUGAUGAUGAAAACGACGAUUUUAACCAUGAUGAUCUAAAGCAAGAAGCUGACGAGGAAAUAAAAGAAGAGUUUAGCCAUAUGAAUUCUGAGCAAAAUAUUGAGGAGCUGCAUGCAGGGAAUGAGAUUGAUCAAGAUCUACGACCGUGUGAUCAAAUUGUGAUUGAUGAUUCACAGUUUUGUGAUGUAAGUCACGAGAUCAACAACGCAACGCUUUCAGAUGAUGCAGGUGAAGUCAAUCACAAUCAUUUUGUUGAUCCCGAUGAAGUCGAUCCUCAAGAAUUCAAUCCAACAGAAGAUUUUGUCAAUUCUCAACUUUCACAUGUUAAUGAUGAAAGUGAACUACCAUCAUCUGCUAUGGCAGCAAUAGAAGUGUCUCAACAUUCUUCAAUUGAACCUCAUGGUGAUAUUUCCCAGAAAGGCGAUUGUAGUGUUGCUGUAUAGUGCAUAGCUUACAUUUACAUUUAUUUGUAGAGAAGCAAAAUACAAAAAAUUUUAGGCAGACUUAAUUUUUAUGAGAAGUGAUCAUGCCAUGUAUAAUUAUUUAUAUUCAUUUUUUGAUGCCUAACUUGCCUUUUCUUA